CUCUCUCUCUCUCUCUCUCUCCCUCUCUCACACACCAUCCUAAACAUCUUAAAAUAUAUGCAUUUUGUUAUUAAUUUAUGCGAACCCCUCCAACCACAUAAUCAGCCACUUAACGGGAGAGGGGAAGGAGCAAUUUAAGUGUGAUUAGUUUGUCUUUUAUAUUGUUUUAUGUCCUCUCUAUUUUUUAAGUAGGGUUAUUGUAAAUUGGGAGAACAAAAAGGGUUUAUACACAGUAAAUGGCUGUUUGAUGGGUGUUUUGAUGCUCUAAUAACAAAAAUGUAAUUCAAAUUGGCAUACAGUUAAAGUGUUUUGUUGCCUUAAUAAAAAAUGAAAUGGGGGAAAAAGAACAAGUAUGUGUUGUAGAUAUAUGCAGAAAAUAAAGAUGACAUGUGAAGGAAAUAUGAUUGUAUUGCACUUUUUCUAACAAACUUUAGGCAUUCAUUUUUAUACAAUAUAUGAAAGAAGUAUGUGAAGUCAGUAACACAAUCUCAGCCUAGAUGACUUAACAUAUAGUUCCAGUUAUGCUUACUUCUAAAACGUUGCCUAAAAUAAGACUAAAAUUAAAACUAGAUCCACUGACUAAAUCCUGACUAAAACAAAACAAAACAAAACCAAAAAAAAGACUAAACUGUGACUUUAAACCAACUACAGUUUUCAAUAAGUGACUAAGUCUAAAAUUAAAUUAAUAAUUCUUGUCUCUUUAGCACUGGUUCACCAGUUUGUUGCAAACUUUGUCUGUCUGCAGUUUGUUGCUGGGCAGGUAGUGCACAGUAAGUUUUGGGGGCUUUUUGUUGAAAUCAGCUGCCUGCUGUGGCUGAAAACGACGCUAUGAGAGCAGUGAGACUGAACCAAAACAGUGAAGUUGUGGGCCUGAAAACCAAAACAAUGAGCUGAAAGACGCUAAAAUGAGAGUGGGCAUAGUUCUCUGUGGGCUCAUCAUUAUGAGCAGUACAUUACACAUAACCAUUUGAUCAUUUGUUUCACUGUGACUUUAAAAGUGAUGUCAGGCAUCAGGAAAAUACUAACAUUUAUCUCCUGGAGUAUGCAAUAUGAACAUCCCAUAUUAAGGCUCUUUCUCCAAACUUCUUUAUUAUCAAGUACAAACAGAAAACAAACAAGAGAGUUCAUUUCUGUUUGAAUAAAAGCAAACACCAUCACGUCAGUAUUUAUUACUUGCAGUUGGUGUUGAUUUGAAUAAUGAAUACCCUAUAGAACAUAUUUGUUGUUACACGUUAUAUGAUAUGUAUGUAUUGCAACUGCCACUGUAAUCAUCUGAAAGAUGAAUACAGACUCAUACUGUGCACUCUUCCAUCAUGUUAACUUAGCAAAUUAAAUAAAAUAAAGGGGGAUUUAAGAAAUUCAUUUUGCACCAAGGACCCUCGAGAGAGCCAUUUCUCUCUUGAAGAAUCACUAGAUUCAUUAUUGAUGCUCACCAGGAACUAUACUUAAAAACACUUUGGUGCUCAUUCAUCAUCUAAUUGCAAAAAAUAUCCAAUUAAAAAUAACAAGGGGAGGGGAGCGUGUUAAUAAACAAAAACAACUCAAACUUGUUGUAGUGACUUGAUUUCGACAAAACAAAGAAAACCUAAGCCACAGUGAGGGGCUGUUACCAAGAUAUGUAAUUGACGCAUUGUCAUGCGACGGCUCCAUGUAGUAAAUCAAACAUCUGCAGACUGACUUGUGCUUAAGAUGUAUUUGUUUACCUCCGUGUACCAAUACAGCCUUUGCUAUACACACACUUAAACCAAUAACUUGCAUGAAAACAAACAAAAAAAGGCUUAAAGAUUAGCCUCUAAACGGCGGUCAAAAAACUGUGUGCUUCUCCCGGUAAGCAGCACACCUGAGGAGUAAUUGCCUCUUCUUCUCCAUAUGCAUUUCCAUAUGCUGCUGUCCGAUACGCCACCUACUGUGGCAACCAGGGAAUGACCUUAACACACACAUAGAUACAAAUGGCUCUAACACUUGUUACCUGUCACCUUUGUAUCUUGUGUUCAGAACUUGCUAGUUCUAGUUGUCAUUUACAACAAGCUGUUUAACGCUGUCAUAUUGUGAUCUUGAAUACCCCUAUGCACAGAAAUGAGUACUCAUGAGAUUACCAUGGAAACAAGCACAAACCACACAGAUCAAAAUGAUGUUUGAGUAUAAAUUCCUCAGUCUUAUAGUUGCUGUCGUAGUAUCACAGCUGGUUUGAACUGUAUGGUGACCUGGACCUGCACAGAUGUCCCUGACCAAGACAUUGAAUCCCUCCAUUUACAGAUGUGUUUGUGUGGCUGACCCUGACCUCCAUUUAGCUUAGAAAAAAGUUAUUAUUGUCAUUAGUGGGAUUUCUUCCCAUCAGGAAAAAGAAUUUACUGGUUUUGUUAAUCCUCAGUCUAUUACUGGAAUGUUUGUGAAUGUUGUGACAGUUUCCUUGUAGGUAGGAUAAAUGGGAAAGGGACCUCUAAGGGACUCAAUCCCUUAGAGAGGCAAGGAUGCUGUCACAGUGAGGAAGCUUUUGAUUUGUAAAUGAGAUCAUUUCCAUGUCUAGUAUAUCAACAUGCAAAUAAUGGGUGUGUGUUUUUGGGGUGUUUGGCUCACAUGUCCCAUGUCUAAAACACAUGCAAAUAAUCUGAUGUGUUUUACAUACAUCAUGUAUUACAUGUGUUAUAAAAUGACAAGACCUUACACAGAAGGUAUCUGGUGUUGGAGGAAUGCAGAGACCAAUGACCUGCAAAGGAGUUUACUGUGAGUACGAAUCAUUUAAUUGUUAGAAAGCCAAUAUGAGAUCAAAUUACUAAAAACAUUAGAGGCAUUUAAGUAUGUUUUCAAUCUCAUGUUAUUUUUGCAGUCGUCUGUGUGAGAAGUUGAGUUUAAGUUUUCUAGUUAACAUUUCUUUUUCUGUUAUAGGUUUUCAUUUGAUCGUUUAUUUAUUUAUUGUGGAGGGGUUUUCCAUAUCUAAAUUGAAGGCCAAAGGAUGCAUGGUGUCAUAGUAGCAUGUUUUCUUUUUUGUUGUUUUUUGUUUUUACAUAAUUUUUAUUGUGUUUUUAAUAAGUGGUAGACAGCUAUUUAAGAGAGAUACAAUAAAACCUAAAAUUAUACACAAAACAGACACAGUUUUGUAAAUAAAAGAAUAGAUAAAAAUCACAAACAAAAGGUCUAAAUCAUCUGUUUUAUUCAAUUUGACCUUUGACAAAGUUUUAAAAAAUAGAUUCAGACAGUUUCAGAACAUGUGUAUCAAUGAUGCUGGUGCGGGCUCACAAUCCUUGAAUGAGUGAUCAAUACUUGGGAAUAUUUUGUUAAGCUCUUGUUUGGUCCAGUGUAAUCUAUCUAACACACCGUUUAGGACAUUUUCAGUUAUCUUAAAAAACAACCCUCCUCUAAUCACUAAAUGUAGUCUAAUGUGUGGACUUCUGUUUGGCUAACUAAUAUUAAACUUGUCAGCCAAAACACCCUUUCAACCACUUCUCCAUGAUGCAGAGAUCAGUCCAUCCUUCUAUCAUGCAGAAUAUUUCUGAUGAAACUGAGUUUUUUCUUUUUCUUAAACAUGCAGGAAUUGCAUUUUGACAGUGCCAGAAAGAAGAAAUGACACACACGUGCACACACUAUUUGGCCCUAGGGAGAGGCAGACAGAUAAGUUGAUGUGUAAUGGCUUAACCAGGCCCACAUCAUCAUUUACUAAGGACCCACAGGCUCCUUCAAACACCAGCAGUUAUCAUGUAGACUACACAAACAUGGACAAUGCAUUUCACUCCGGGUUAGCUCUACUUAAUUGCAUUUUAAUGUCAGCCAUCCAUCCAUUAUAUUGUUGCUUAUUCAAGUCACGCUUGCUUAGUAAGAUAACACUAAUUUUUAGGAAUAAAUGUCUUUAUGUAAUGACUGGUAAUGAGAAACAGAAUAGUGAACCUAUGUACCAAAUGCACAGAAAUGCUCAAUAUUUUUUUGUAACACCACUGUGACACAGCUGAGAAUUACAUAUUUGGGCUCAAAAGGAAUAGAAAUUUACGUCUCUAAAUACCCUGCCAAAGAAUGUAGACCUGAAAGACAAAGCUGCAUUGUUUUUAGAAAAUAGUAUUAAAAAAAAAUAGAAUUGGUGUAAAGGCUGCAUCGGUUACAUCUUUGAAAAUAGUGAAUGAUACAAACAAGUAAAUAUACUUUAACCUUAGAAAAAAUACAUAAAACUCUGGGAUUAGUUCAUUUAUAAUGUGCAGAGUCAAACAGUAUUUGCAUUGGGGGGGGGUGUAAUUUCUUAUAUACUUAUACAGUUAUUAAUACACAUUAAAUGUACCAAAACUAUGACACUGAAAUCCAUAAAAUGUUAACUGGGAACUUAAAGUUGACAAUUUUCAGACUGUGUUAUACUUCCAUUCUGCUUUUAAGCAACGAGACAUGAACUCUUUUCUAUUCAUUCACUUUUUGUUUAAUUUAGUACUUUUCACAGAAUUUAAGGUAACUUGUAUGACAGUUUGUAUUAUAACUCAACCCUCACAAUACACCUUUUUUUCAUCUGUACUGUGGUUCUGUCUAUCCUUGAGAAAUGGAUCAAAAUUCUCCUGAUAAGACUGCAUUUCGUUCUUUUUUUCCUUCUUUACUUCAAUAGCUGAGGAUACAAACGUAACAAGUUGUCAGCAGCUUCAGUACAUGGGCUGUCAGAAACAGCCCUCUGCCUCUCACUGCAAAUUCACAAAGUUGGGUCAUUUUUUGUGCUGCGGGGAUAUGCAGUGACCCCUCCAACCCGGACUUGUAUGUUGAGACUGAGGUCCUGUGUAGCUCAGGGGAUAGAGCAUAUCAGUAAUAUGAGUGAUAUAACCUAAAGACCAAAAACCACAGUGGGUGGAAUUAGUUUAUACACGUUGACAAAAUGAUUGCUGGUAAGAGACAGAGAUGAUUUUGUGUCAGUUCUCACCUUAUUUAUUAGAUAAACAGCCAGUGCAUUUGUCAAUUCUCUCCUAACUAACAAUUAGAUUUACAUUAAAAUGCAAUCUAUCCGGAUAUGUGAUCUGGAUAAGAGGAAAAAUGCAUGUUAAUGCAAGGUCUAAAUGCACUCAGAAUGCAAAACGCUUUCCUCACAAAAAAUAAUUUAGAAAUGAAUGAUGUUGAAUAUCAGUUUCCUUAACAUGGGACAAAACAUGUUUGAUACAUUAUCUAGAUAAUGUAUAUAGAUACAGCUCACAGGCUAUUGCCACAUGCGAAUGGGGCCUAAAACUCUGACUUAGUUUUGGCACCAAAGCUUUGGAUCGUCAGGCAAUCUAUCUGUUCAAAAGAAAAGGUUAUCCCAAAGCUAACAGCAUAUUGUAGCUCUGUCUUCUUCAUUCCUUCUUCCUCCAUAGUGCUCAUACAGUACAAAUGGCGCAGUAGGAGAUUUUAUCAGGACACAUGCAUUUACAAUAAUUGUUUUACAGGGUAUUUAUGUUUUAUGAUAAUGUGUAGAAGGACGGAUGAUGUGAAACAAAUGUCAGAAUGUUUCUGAUAGUAAGUAAUUUUUUUUUCAUAUUAAAGGUGUUUUCUUCCAGCUAUGGAUCCUUUCUGGCCCAGGUAAGAUCUAGCUGAUUCAUUCAUGUUCUCAUCACAUUGAGGCUUUUUUUUGCAAACAUUUCCUUCAAAUUCAAUUCAAAUGUACAGUUGAAAUGGCAUGAAAACUUAAUACACAAUAUCACUUCCCUGUUCUGCACAUACAUAUUUUGUUAGUAGAGCUGUUGUGAUUCCCUCUUUGACCAUUUAAAGGUCAGUUCACUCAAAUCUCAAGAACUGAAAAGAAAAAUAUCACGCCUUUCUCAAUUUCAAUAUAUUUUGCCUUUGGUAGAAAACAUUCUCCACAGAAAACUUUACAUUGUCUGUGGAUUAUCCUGAGUAACCGGAACAUUGUUUCAUUUAAUUUUUCAUUUCUGUGUACCAUAAACGGAAUUCUGUUUGCCUCCAUUGUACUGGGUGGCAGUAGAAGUAUCAGAGACGUGUUUCACAGAACCUCAGCACAUAAAACCAAAUUUUUGUGUUUUAUGUGAAAGUUGAAGUUACUAGUUACUCUAACCAUUUUCUGAUGUGCAGCCAACAUGCAAAUUCCUUAUGAGAACAUACAAAUAAACUGUUGAUUAUCACAAAAAUGACAAAAGUUGGAAAUGAAACAUUUGUGCAGGACAACAGUUAUUCAAGUUGUUUUUUGUUGUUGUUGUUUUUUUUGUCACCGCCAAGCUCAUCCUUUUACAAAUGUGGCGCCCAGUGGAACAGCAUCCCAGUCAUCCACACAUGAUAAUGCUGAUGCUUGGAAAGCAAUUGAUGGAAAUAGAAACCCAAACUAUCAUGAUGGAUCCUGUACCCAUACAGAAUUUGGACUGCCCCACUGGUGGCGUUUGCAACUGCCAGCUAUGUACAGGAUCUCAUCUAUUAGUAUCACCAACAGAGAUAUAGGAGCUGACAGGAUCAAUAAUGCUGAAAUCUUAAUCGGGAAUUCCUUAGAGAACAACGGCAAUAACAACCCAAGGUGUGCUGUUAUUUCCUCCAUCCCAAGUUCAGGGACCAGCUCCUUUCACUGUAGAGGGAUGGUCGGUCGGUUUGUCAAUGUGUAUCUCAGUGGCACAGACCCUAAUGGUGUGUUGACAUUGUGCGAGUUGGAAGUUUAUGGAGAACUGGCUACUCUUGCGCCCACAAUCAAUGCGGUGGUGAUGGGUAGGAACAUAGUGGUGGUGCAGAGGAAGCUGUGCUGGUCAGAUGCGCUGUUUUACUGCAGAGACUUCUACUGGGACCUGCUCAGCAUACGCAGUGAGGAGGAGUGGCGGGAGAUGGAAGAGGUGCUGAGAAUCCAAUCCCCCCACCUCACCAAACAUGUUUGGGUGGGACUGCGCAGGUACCUGAUGGCUGGCACAUGGUUUUGGAUGUCUGGUGAUUCCAUGAACUUCACCUACUGGGAGGCACAAUCCGUAUGGCAAAACACCAGUCCCUGUGGCGGCAUGGACACCAGGAACCACUUCUAUUGGAGGGAUCUUCCAUGUCAUGAUCACCUUUACUUUGUCUGUUUGACAGACUUUAAGAAAUACAAGGACAGAGUGGAGUUCUACAGUAGCACCAGACCAUAAGGUCACCAUUUAUGGUCACCAUGAAGAGGAACUCGGGUUUCACGCAGUUCUCUUUGGCUUCCUUAUUCCUAGCAAUUAUACACUGGAGUGUUCGCAGCUUUCGGCUUUGAUAAUAUAUCUUGUCAUUUUACAUACAGCAUACUGUUUCUUUAGUGCUUUAAAUUGAAGUGUAUCACAGUACAACCAAGCAUAUUUUUCCUCUGCAUGUCAAGAAAAGUUUGGUGUUUGGUGCUCAAAAUGUGGAAAUUUAUCACAUAACAAAAACAGAACUUUAUCACAUAACGUAGCAGAAGCUGAGCAGGCCAAGAGUACGGACGGUGCCUGUUACUCUGUGAUUGUUAAAGAACUCAGCUAGCUUUGAGUUUGAUGGUGAGAUUAACUGCUAAAUUGUCAUAUUUUACUGAUCAGCUAAUUCGGUGGCCCAAAGUUUACAAAAAUGUUAAAGUGGUUUUAAAUCGUAUGCAGUAUCUGUGAAUAUCUACUCUCUUUAAAAGACAUCCAUGUCACCUCCUUCUCCUUCUGUCACACCCUCACAGCUCUAUUCCAAACUCACUUACAGUUAUUUCAUGUUUUGGAAAAGAGAUGAAGGUAUCAAAUAAAAUAUAUCAAAAAGUCAGGAAAAGAGAUGACUGAUUGCUCUAUAUAAUCAAACGUAGAUCAAAAAGGUGUCGGGGGGGGGGAAAAAACAGAAUGCAUCAAACAAGAAGGCAAUCCAGGCACCCUAAUACAAAUACAAGAAAACAAAUACAACAAUACAAAUAUAAGGAAAUGUAACAACGGGGAAGGAAAUAUUAAAAAGCCUUUAUUGUAGUGGCUAAAUCAUUAAAAAAUUAAAAAGCCAACAUGUUUUGCCCACUGUAGGUCCUCAGUGGCCGAGACAUGUUGGCUUUUUAAUAUUUCCUUCCUCAUUGUUACAUUUUCUUAUAUUUGGAGUGCCUGUAUGUGCAAAAAAAAACCCAUUUGUGAGUUUAUAUUCUGAAAAUUCAUUAAAUUAUUGUAUUAAUAAUAAUAAUAAUAAUAAUAAUAAUAAUAAUAAUAAAAGACUUCCAUGUUGAAGUCUAAAGUAAAGAAUUAAGUAUGUAAAAACAUCAGGUAGGCUUCUCUAUUACUUUUUAUUCCUGCUGUGAGAUCAUUGUCUUCCCCACAGUGUGACUGUUCCAAAAGAUCCUUUCUCACUUGUAAAAAAUCAAGGUAAGCAUUUCCUUUAGCUUGACAACUUGACACAUUUUGGGUGAAAAUUAGAAAGAAACUCCACUAAAUGUCUUUGAAUGUCCCAGGAGUUUUCCAUCCAGCUACAAUCAGCAGAAGACCAUACUGUAUGUACGUCCCCACUGAGAAAAUAAACUGGAUCCGUCAGCUCAUAAAGAACUGAAAUAUAAGUUGUGGAGUACCUUCAUUACUCUUCCGCAGAAUGUCAAUAAAGGACUGAAACUAAAGCCAGAAAUUAAAAAUGUCCUUGAUAAAGUUGAAUCAAUUUUCCAGUAAAUGCUUAAAUGUAGCUUUUACUUUACUCAGAUAGUCAUUUAAAAGAAUUGCCUCACUUUCAUAACAGCUUAUCCGUCUCAUUUGUAACAGUUACUGAGUCUUAUGUAUUGUAUUUAUCUGUAAUUUCCUGCUGUGGGGAGGAAAAGACAGACCCGUGGUUUCAGUCAAGACAAAAUGUGGGUCCUUUAAUACAAUAAACAAAGUAAAUAUCA
Molecule: messenger RNA, 8743 nt
Organism: Thunnus maccoyii (southern bluefin tuna)
Lineage: Eukaryota; Metazoa; Chordata; Actinopteri; Scombriformes; Scombridae
Product: C-type lectin-like
Exons: 5
Coding region: 6093-7046 (317 amino acids)
Source: RefSeq, a predicted model, not a curated record